This is a messenger RNA of Carcharodon carcharias (great white shark), 4217 nucleotides long. Its product is annotated as anion exchange protein 2-like. NCBI's taxonomy places the organism in Eukaryota, Metazoa, Chordata, Chondrichthyes, Lamniformes, Lamnidae. The transcript has 26 exons. Gene Ontology annotation, cellular component: basolateral plasma membrane; plasma membrane; apical plasma membrane. The coding region runs from base 504 to 4157 and encodes 1217 amino acids. The record is from RefSeq and is a predicted model, not a curated record. Gene Ontology annotation, molecular function: solute:inorganic anion antiporter activity; monoatomic anion transmembrane transporter activity. Gene Ontology annotation, biological process: monoatomic anion transport; transmembrane transport; regulation of intracellular pH.
CGCACAAGGCGUCGAGACCGCGCACGCUCUCUCGAAGCGGCAGCGCUGAGUUGGAGCGUGAGCAGCUGGAGGACGGAGUGAGUUCAGGAGGGAGAGAGGUAGAGUCACAUUAAAUCACGGAGUCACUAAUUCACCAAGCCUGCCAUUUCCCUGUCGACACGUGGGAUGUGUGUUUGCGUCAUUUUGCAGGAAAUCGGAAGUGAGCUUACUGUUGGUGCAAGACUCGAGGCUAACUCAUGAAUUAGAGCAGUUGUCCUCUGACAGUGAACGUGGCUAUCCCCAGGAAAACGAAAGAAAAAUCCCAAAUAUAAGGAUGUGCAUCUGAAUGUUGGUGUGUCUUGUGACUGACACACUGUGGGGAACGAGGCUUUCUUAGCGGCUGAAGGACAGAGAAGCUGCAGGUUAUGCUGUCCCAAAGACAUUCACUGAAUUUGCGUGAAAAGGAAAAAGGUUAAAAAGAGACGUCUUCAGAUACGUCUUCAUCGCUACGUUGAAUCAGCACGAUGGACUCACCGGUUUCACCAGAGAUUCACAUCGUUGUUCAGUGUGCGGACCAGGAUGUGCCUCCUCCAUCAUCGCCCAAGAUUGAAGAUGAGGAUGAGGAUGACCUAAACAAGACUUGGGGAGUUGAGAGAUUUGAUGAUCUGCUACAUGAUGCACACAGCCGGAAUGUGGAUGAAGUCCGGCGCACUUUCGAUGAGGCAGAUUUUGAAUACCAUCGUCAUUCCUCCCUUCACACCCAUCACCCACUUUCCACGCACCUGCCUUCGGAAGGACGGAGAAAGAAAGGGACUCAGAAGAAGAGCAGGAAGGCUGCCUCUUCUCCGAUUGGUGCUCCCACCAUAGAGGAAGGUGAUGAAGAGGAGGAGCAGGCUGAUGGAGCACAGGAGAAGAAGGACCCCAUGGAGGACAUCCAGUCAGACACCACAGGCCAGGUUCAGUUCUUUGUGUCUGACGAGGAGUCAGAGAGUAGCUCCGCACUUCCGAACCCACCUGAACAUAGCCCAAAGCAACAAGAUGCACCGCCUCUCCUCAUCAAGCCAGGGACGGCCAGUCAGAAUAGCAAACCCGCCAAAAAUGAGCACACCAUGCCAGUGGGCGCAACGGCUGGUGCCCCUUGUGCGCCGGAGGAGAACCGUGCCCUACAGAAGACACCUCUGGCACAUCGCAGCAGUUAUGACCUGAAGGAGCGGCGGAGAAUUGGGAGCCAGACUACGGUGGAUGAGGCCAAGUUCCAAAAGAUACCGACCGACGAGCUUGAAGCAGAGAUGCUGGCGGUGGCCGACCUGGACUACAUGAAAAGUCAUCGGUUUGAGGAUGUUCCUGGUGUUCGACGGCACUUGGUCAAGAGGAGCACAAAAGGUAGCAUUAUACAUGUGGGAAAGGACCAUUCCGAACUCUUCCCGAAAGCCAAGAAGGCUGAUCGGCAACCUCAUGAGGUGUUUGUUGAACUGAACGAGUUGACAAUGGAUAAGAAUCAUGAGAUGCAGUGGAAGGAGACAGCCAGGUGGAUCAAAUUUGAGGAGGAUGUGGAAGAGGAAACAGAUCGCUGGGGAAAGCCACAUGUGGCUUCUCUCAGCUUCCGAAGUUUGCUGGAGCUCAGGAAGACACUGGCACAUGGCACAGUUCUAUUAGACUUGGACCAGAAGAGCUUGCCAGGGAUUGCACAUCAAGUGGUCGAACAGAUGAUCAUCUCUGACCAAAUCAAAGCUGAGGAUCGAGCCAACGUGCUGAGGGCGCUGCUCCUCAAACACAGCCACCCCAACAAGGACAAGGACUUCACGUUUUCACGCAACAUCUCAACCUCGAGCCUGGGCUCGCUCAUGUCCCACCAUCACAGCCAGAACCACAUCGCUCCAACCUCUGAUCCCUCAGUCACACAGCCACUGAUGGAGGAGAAUCCGGACAACGAGACCAAAGUGACAGUGGACAGUGGCGAGAAGGAAUGUCCACUAUCUGCAGAGAUGACCAGAUCAAGGUCGAAGCAUGAACUCAAACUCCUGGAGAAAAUCCCAUUCAAUGCAGAGGCCACAGUUGUACUCGUGGGGAGUGUUGAGUUCCUGGACCAUCCGACCAUGGCGUAUGUGCGCUUGAAGACAGCUGUGGAGCUGGAGUCGGUGCUGGAGGUUCCAGUUCCAGUCCGGUUCCUCUUCAUCCUGUUGGGACCGAGCACAAGCAACAUGGACUACCAUGAGAUUGGACGCUCCAUUUCCACCCUGAUGUCAGACAAGAAUUUCCACCGAGCUGCCUACUUGGCAGACGAUCGGAAUGAUUUGUUGAGUGCAAUCAAUGAAUUCCUGGACAGCAGUAUCGUGAUCCCUCCCUCUGAUGUUCCUGGGGAGGAGCUGCUGCUGUCAGUUGCUCAAUUCCAGCGUAAGAUGUUGAAGAAAAGGCAGGCGAAAGAGGACAAGGUGUUGGCCAAGGAGAUUAAGAGUCAAGAGGAACGAGCUCUCCUGAAACCAAAGAAGCCGGACGAGGAGGACCCACUGAGACGAACGGGGAAACUAUUCGGGGGGGUUAUCAGGGACGCACGCCGGAGAUACCCUAACUACAUAAGUGAUUUCAAGGAUGCCCUGAACCCACAGUGUAUGGCUGCCAUCAUCUUCAUUUACUUUGCUUGCCUCUCCCCAGCCAUCACCUUUGGGGGGUUACUUGGGGAGAAGACCAAGGGUUUGAUUGGUGUUUCUGAGCUCAUCAUUUCCACAGCCAUACAAAUGGUGAUCUUCGGAUUGUUGGGGGCCCAACCACUGCUGAUCGUUGGCUUUUCUGGCCCAUUGCUCGUUUUCGAAGAAGCUUUCUUUAAGUUCUGUGACUCGAACAACAUGGACUAUCUGACUGGCCGGGUAUGGAUUGGCUUCUGGCUCAUUGCCAUCGUGGUGUUGAUUGUGGCUUUUGAAGGCUCUUUCCUGGUGCGGUUCAUUUCCAGGUUCACCCAGGAGAUCUUCGCUUUUCUCAUCUCGCUGAUAUUUAUUUAUGAGACAUUCUAUAAGCUUGUUAAGAUUUUCCAGAUCCAUCCUCUCCGUGGCUGUUCGAAUGUUACAGAGAAUGUGACCGUGCCGUCCAUUGCCUCCCAAAACAUAACCAAUGGUACAAGUGAAGAGAACAGGAAAUGGACAGGGCAACCGAACACUGCACUGUUGUCCCUGGUCCUGAUGGCCGGCACCUUCUUCAUCGCCUUCUUCUUGCGCAAGUUUAAAAAUAGCCGUUUCUUGCCCGGGAGAAUUCGCCGUGUGAUUGGAGAUUUUGGUGUUCCAAUAGCUAUCCUCAUCAUGGUUCUGGUUGACUAUUCCAUCCAGGAGACCUACACCCAGAAACUCAGUGUUCCAAGUGGUCUCUCUGUCACCUCUCCGGAGAAGAGAGGUUGGUUCAUAAAUCCUCUGGGAAGGAACGCUGAUUUUCCCAUCUGGAUGAUGUUUGCAAGUCUGAUUCCUGCUAUCCUGGUCUUCAUCCUUAUCUUCAUGGAAACCAUGAUCACCACAUUAAUUAUCAGUAAGAAAGAGCGGAUGUUGACCAAAGGCUCUGGAUUCCACUUGGACCUUUUGAUCAUUGUGGCAACAGGGGGUGUGGCUGCCUUGUUUGGUUUACCCUGGCUGGCUGCAGCCACUGUCAGAACCGUCACCCAUGUAAAUGCCUUGACCGUCAUGAGCAAAUCCGUGGCACCCGGUGACAAGCCAAAAAUCCAGGAGGUCAAGGAGCAGCGGGUAACAGGGCUGGUCGUUGCUGUCUUGGUGGGCUUGUCCAUUGUAAUCGGCGAACUCCUACGAAAGAUCCCACUGGCUGUGCUGUUUGGGAUCUUUCUCUACAUGGGCGUCACCUCGUUGAACGGCAUCGAGCUGUAUGAGCGCCUGCAGUUGCUGCUGAUGCCUUCAAAGCAUCAUCCAGAUCAUGUGUAUGUCCGGAAGGUUAAGACCCUUCGGAUGCACUUGUUCACCAUUAUUCAGGUCUUCUGUCUGGCAAUUCUCUGGGCUGUGAUGUCCACUGUUGCCUCUCUUGCUUUCCCAUUCGUGCUCAUCUUGACUGUUCCUUUGAAGGUUUUCGCACUAACCAGAAUCUUCACGGAUCGAGAGAUGAAAUGUCUCGACGCUGAUGAUGCCCAGCCCACCUUUGACGAGAAGGAUGGUCUGGAUGAGUAUGAUGAGCUUUCAAUGCCAGUGUGAGUGGACACUGAGGCCUUAGAACAAACUCUAAACCAAGCAUGGCACUGGUUGGAGGCGAAG